Schistosoma bovis is the source of this 810-nucleotide messenger RNA. The record is from the annotation of a GenBank genome assembly. NCBI's taxonomy places the organism in Eukaryota, Metazoa, Platyhelminthes, Trematoda, Strigeidida, Schistosomatidae.
AUGGACCAUGAACUAUUGACAACAACAUUAGCAACUUCAAACGUAACAACAGUCUUAACGAAUUUAAACCGGACAGAUGUAGACAAUUUCCAGUUUCCUGAAGAUGAAGUCCCUAAACCUCCAUUGCUUGUUGUGAAACCGUUUUACUGUCACUCACUCCCAGGCCAAUUUAUUCUAAAAUGUUAUCGUCGUGAGAUACACUUUACUUGGAUUCCCCCAGACACUAAAAUCGCUAAAGCUAUGGUUAAAUUUCGUGAGUUUCACCAACCAAAAUUUACAACUAUGUCCGAUUAUGGAUGGGGACAUUCAGGAGUUAAAUAUCGCAAUCAUACGAUUACUUCACUCAAACCUAACCGGUUAUACGAAUUUGGAUUAAAUUUGAUAUAUGAAAACAGUACAUUUGAUCGAUUCCCAAAGAUUGGAUCAAAAGAUAUAUGCGCUUGUAAAACGUACCCUGAUGUUCCUGAUGCCCCAUUGGAUCUACGAUAUCACUAUAUGCAAGGUAAUCAAUACACUCUCGAAUGGACACCGAAUGAUGAUAAUGGUGAACCGAUUAUUACAUACAAUAUGAAGUCUAUGCCGAUUGUCUCAAGUAAUUCAGAACAACCAAAAUGGGAUUCAAUUACACCACAUAAUUUAACAGAUAAACAAGCUAAUAUCACAUUGGAUACGAAUCACCAAAGUGCAUUUCAGUUGAGGGCUGUCAAUAAGAUUGGAAUGAGUGAUCCAGCUUACUUGAUCAUAAGACCACCAUUUCAGAAAGUUCCAGAUAAGUCUAUAUUUUGUUUAGCUAAAUUUUUUGAAUGUUAA